GGAUGCCCGAGCGGACGUUGCACUUUACAGAUGCCUCCUGUCCCAGUCCUACUGGGUCACUUUAUAUAUGUUUAAAGGUUUAGAGAUCAGGGACAUAGUGUAGGACCUCCUGGGGAUCUCAGUGACACAUCACUUUCCAGUGAACACUUUCUGGCUGAUCAGGAGGAGGAAUGGAUCUUCUCUCAAAUGACAAGACAGAUAAACUUUUACACCUUGAUGUGAGUUUGGAUGAAUUUUCUCCUCAGACUGGGAUCGUUGGGCUUCUUAAAACCCUGAGACCACAAUGGAGAGGUGAAGAUAUCCAACUAAAGGUGUUUACAGAAGGAAUUACGAACCAGUUGCUGGGCUGUUCAGUGAGCUGGGACUCGGAGGUGGUGUUGGUGCGAGUGUAUGGUCGUAUGACGGAGCUGUUUAUUGACCGUAAGAAGGAGGUGGAGACGUUGCAGCUGCUUCAUUCUCACGGCUGUGGACCAAAACUCUACUGCAGCUUCCACAAUGGCAUCUGCUACGAGUUCCUGAAGGGCAUCACCCUUGAUGAUGUUCUGCUCCAACAGCCUUCUGUCUACAGAUUGGUGGCAGGAGAAAUGGGGAAACUUCACUCCAUAAAGCAGAAUUCCAGCUCAUCUGUGGAACCUGUGCUGUGGUCUAAGUUGGAGAAUUACCUGAAAUUAUUGCAGAACUGCAGGAAUAAAGAUGAUGAUGAUGAUGAUGACGAUGAUGAUGAUGAUGAUGAUGAUGAUGAUGAUGAAGAUGAUGGGUCCCAGGUGGACAUUCCUAGCAUUGAGGUGUUAAUCAGAGAGAUGGAGGAACUGAAGAGACACUUAACCAGGGUGGAGUCUCCAGUAGUGCUUUGUCACAACGACCUGUUGAUCAAAAACAUAAUCUACAACCCGGAUGAAGGUGAAGUGAAAUUCAUCGACUACGAGUAUGCAGACUUUAAUUACCAAGCAUACGACAUUGGAAACCACUUUAAUGAGUAUGCAGGUGUAAAUGAUGUGGAUUACAGUUUGUACCCGAGCCGUGAGCUGCAGAUCAACUGGAUCACAUCUUACCUGCAGAGUGUCCGAAUCAACAGCCGUGUCGACUUACUAAUCACUCCGGAGGAAGUCAACACACUGUACAUCCAAGUCUGCAAAUUCUCACUGGCAUCUCACCUGUCCUGGGGUCUGUGGUCUCUCGUACAGGCCAAAUACUCCACAAUCAACUUUAACUUCUUGAAAUAUGCUGCUGCUCGGUUCAGCUACUACUUUGAGAAGAAGGAGGAGUAUUUAGGAAUGACUGUUCUGUAACACAAGACUCCCUCUCUAAGUGAAAAUAAACUACAGGCACAACAAUAA
Messenger RNA from Silurus meridionalis, 1337 nucleotides. RefSeq lists its product as uncharacterized. The record is from RefSeq and is a predicted model, not a curated record. Gene Ontology annotation, molecular function: ethanolamine kinase activity. Lineage: Eukaryota; Metazoa; Chordata; Actinopteri; Siluriformes; Siluridae. Gene Ontology annotation, cellular component: cytoplasm. The transcript is spliced from 8 exons. Gene Ontology annotation, biological process: phosphatidylethanolamine biosynthetic process. Bases 171 to 1289 code for a protein of 372 amino acids.